This is a messenger RNA of Branchiostoma floridae (Florida lancelet), 1206 nucleotides long. RefSeq names its product E3 ubiquitin-protein ligase TRIM56-like. Gene Ontology annotation, cellular component: chromatin; nucleoplasm. Gene Ontology annotation, biological process: positive regulation of DNA-templated transcription. The record is from RefSeq and is a predicted model, not a curated record. The transcript has a single exon. Gene Ontology annotation, molecular function: zinc ion binding; ubiquitin-protein transferase activity. NCBI's taxonomy places the organism in Eukaryota, Metazoa, Chordata, Leptocardii, Amphioxiformes, Branchiostomatidae. The coding region runs from base 13 to 1206 and encodes 397 amino acids.
UCGCAAACAGCAAUGGCGACUGCUUCUUUCUCGGAGAAAGUCAGCGACGACUUCAUCCAGUGUACGAUCUGUUGCUACAACUUCAAGAAGCCGAAGGUUCUUCCUUGCUUGCACACCUUUUGUGCGCACUGUCUGCGAGAAUGGGCCCAGAAGAACGACGGAGACACCUUUCCGUGUCCUAUUUGUCGUGAGCAAGUUUCAUUGCCCGAAAAUGGCGUCGAGGGUCUAAAGGACAACUUUUUCCUCGCUAGCCUGGUGAAAGCCGUGACGGAGCACCACAAGGUUCGCCACGGGCAGGAUGGCCUCCUCUGUACCACUUGUGACGAAGGGAAGCCAGCCACGUCCAGGUGUUCAGACUGUGCUGAGUUUCUGUGUGAGAGUUGUGAGUUGGCACAUCGUCUUCAGAGAGCUACCAAGGGCCACACCCUCUUCACGUUUGAGGAACUGAAGACGGGCAAAUAUGACGGUGUCUUCAGGACAAGGAAAGUUCCGCCGUGCCCCAAACACUCCGGAGAAAUCCUGAAGCUCUACUGUAGGACAUGCGAGACUCCGAUAUGCAACGAAUGUGCCUUGUUCGAACACAGGGACUUACAACUAUUACACAACAUAACGCGCAUUGAAGAGGUGGCCACUGAGAAAAGAAAGACAAUCUUAGAUCUCACACCACAAUGCCAGGCCCAAGUGCAAUUCUUCCAACGGACAGAAGAAGUUCAGAACCGCUUGAAGGAACAACUUCAGAAAAAUACAGAGUUGGCUCGUCAGAACGUCCACCAAACUGUACAAACAAUGGUUGCCCUGGUAAAGGAAGAAGGAGAACGACUUCUAGCUUGCAUCGAUACAGAAGAAACAUCCAGGAAGAAACAGAUCGAAGCAGAGAUAGAGGGAGCGCAGAUCGGUCUGGCGAGCGCCAAAAGCACCUGUGAGUUUGCAGAAACUCUAGCUCGGGAGGGAGGCGACUACGAAGUAGCGUCUUUCUCACAGGACAUGGCAACGAGACUGAUUGACUUGACGAAACCACCUAUCGGCACGGUGGACUUGGGACUGGUAAACAUUCCUGUUGAUUACUCGGUUAUGGGGCGCAAGUUUGAACAAAACAUCCCGCCACCUGGCCAAUACGUAAUGCUAGAAUCAACAGAGAGAGAACUACGUUCUUUGCUGAAAGGAGCAUCCCCAAGUCAGACGAGCAAACAUGGUAAGUACAAGUAG